Molecule: messenger RNA, 1763 nt
Organism: Saccostrea echinata
Lineage: Eukaryota; Metazoa; Mollusca; Bivalvia; Ostreida; Ostreidae
Product: cystinosin-like
Exons: 9
Coding region: 32-1261 (409 amino acids)
Biological process (GO): L-cystine transport
Cellular component (GO): lysosomal membrane
Molecular function (GO): L-cystine transmembrane transporter activity
Source: RefSeq, a predicted model, not a curated record
CAGCAAAUUAUUUUCACUGAUUUAUGAAGAAAUGGUUACUAGACUAGCUCGACACUACAUUCUGAGCAACUCAUUGUGUUACACUGUGCUUUGUACACUUUGCAUUUGGCUAUCUGGUGUAUCAACGGAAAUUGUUAUUGGCCAGAAUGAGACAAAAGUACAUCUCAUGUUCUCCAAAUCAGAAUUAAAAACAGUAGUGGGAGAUGUCAAGGAUCUGCAGUUAACUCUGAAUGACACCAUUGCUAGCAAUGCUACGCUGGCCUUUACUUACCAGAUAGGGGACACAAUCAGCUCCGUGGAGAAGGACCACUACAUAGAACCUAUACCUGAUAUCUUUAUUGUAGCUAAUCAGACAAAGUCAAUAUCAUUCAAUAUUACAAGUACUGGUGUGGGCCAUUUCAACCUUGGAGUCAACUCUUCAUCAAAACAGUUCACAAAAUUAUCUGAGCAGUUUGUGAGGAUUACCAUUGUCCAUAGCUCGGCUCUGGUUGUGAUUAAUUCUGUAAUUGGUUGGAUCUACUUUGUGGCUUGGUCUGUUUCUUUUUAUCCCCAGGUGUAUGAAAACUGGAGAAGAAAAAGUGUGGUUGGUCUGAAUUUUGAUUUCCUUUUGUACAACAUCACAGGAUUCCUGGCGUAUGGCUUCUUCAAUGUGGGAAUGUACUGGGUUAAUGAUGUCAAGGAGGAAUACAUGAAUAAACAUCCAAGGGGAAUAAAUCCUGUACAGCUGAAUGAUGUCAUUUUUACACUACAUGCUGUGUUUGUGACGGCUGUGACAAUAUUUCAGUGUUUUGUUUAUGAUAGAGGGGGUCAGAAGAUCUCUAAGAUUUGUAUAACCCUGGUGUCUCUAGCCUGGUUGUUUAUUGUUGUGGCAUUAUUUAUUGUUAUAUUUGGAGAUGACAUCAUUACCUGGCUACAGUAUCUGUACUAUUUCUCAUAUGUUAAGCUGGGAGUUACCAUCAUCAAAUACAUUCCACAGGCUUGGAUGAACUGUAAGAGACGGAGUACACUUGGAUGGAGCAUUGGGAAUGUCCUCCUGGACUUCACUGGAGGCAGCUUCAGUCUUCUACAGAUGUUUCUGUUAGCCUAUAACAAUGAUGAUUGGUCGUCUAUAUUUGGAGAUCCCACUAAGUUUGGAUUGGGGGCCUUCUCCAUAUUGUUUGACAUUCUCUUUAUGGUGCAGCACUACUGUUUAUUCAGAGGGAGGGAUCCGUAUGAAAGUUUGAACAACUAUGAGGAGGUAUACAGUCCCCUCAUCAAGUAACUGUCUACAGAAGGACAACAGUGAUACUCAGGGCAGCUUAGGUUUGCCAUUAUAUAAGAAUGGCAAGCUCAUAGCAACUCUUCUUUAUGAAUCAGUGCAAUAUAAACCCAUUAGACUGUUGUGUAUCUUGACAAUGACUCAUUUUCUAAAAUGAAGAAUGAUAUACUUGUUAUACAUUGUUAUACAUAAAUGGAAUCUGAGUGAAAUUUUUAUUUUGUAUAUGUACCAUAUGAAGGAAGAAGUGCUUCUGAUCUGUAAAUCAGUUUAUUAUUAAUUAUUAAGAACAUGUUUAUCUUUUCUGUGAUAAUUAUGGAAUUUUAUAUGGAUACCCAUGUAUUUUGUUAAUGCUAAUUACAGAAUACAGUGUAUGCAUUUUUAGAAAAGAAAAAAAAUUAUAUUAAUCUUAUUAAUGAAAAUGCUUGUUGUAAAUUUUGGACAUGUUUUUGAAUUGUUGUCAUACCUAAUGCAUUUUUUGUGAGAUCAUUAAAAGUUGUUUGCAAAA